CAUUCGUUUUGUUUGUUCGUUGCUUGUCGUGUUUUUGUCUUCUUGUGGUUAUUUUUGCUUCAUUUUAUUUUAAUUUAGUGCUUGAACUAUCACUGUAGAAUUACUCAAUAUUAUAUGUGUAAAAAAAGAAAGUGUUAUACUGUGCUAUCUACUACUUCACUUCUAUUAACUGGUGCAAGUUUUAGUUUAUUAUUCAGAUUUAAAUUAAAAUAUUUUCGCCGAUAUGUCUUCAAUUCACGAGCAUUUGAAUAAGAUCAGGGAAGAGAGAAUUGCCCGCGAGAAGGCGAGAAUUGAAAAGUUAAGGGAACUGAAUCUCAAGAAAUACAAUAAGAAUGAACCGCCGCCACCACCAAAAUCUGUCUCAACCAUAUCCAUUGCCAAAACAGACACGAAAAAGACCAACUUCGGUCUCCCAAAAAACAAUUUCCAUGUUAAUGGUACUUCUAAAAGACCUAUCACUGCUCCGGUGACAUAUAACAAAAAAACUGACGUAAAUAAAACUACAAGUACUUACAGGCAGAGUAUUUCAAUGACUAAUACUAGGAAUGAAGUAAAAACUAUUAAUAAUGUUAAAAAAAAUAUGACUAAUGUUGAGGCUAAAAAAAGUGAUGGGAAACUUACUACUGUAUCUGAAAUAACAGAUAAUAAACAGACAGUAACACAUAUCGAAAGUAAACUUGUUGAAAAUGGCGUAAACAUUACGGAAAUCGCCCAAACUUCAGUAACGGUAGAACAUGUUCAAGAAUCCAUACAGAUUGAGUUGAAAUCAGGUGAUGCUGCUGAUAAACAUCCUGAUAAGACUGCUAACGGCGUGAGUUAUGCACCAAAACCUGAAAGAAAAACGAUCAAUUUCAUUGAAAACAAUAAAAAAAUUGAGAAAAAACCGAAUGAUAUAAAGAAUAAGAACGCUAAAGGGGAUGCUAGAUUUAAUAAUAACAAGAUAAUUAGUUAUAAAAACGAACCAAAAUCCGCCAGAAAAAGUUUCGCGCCAAAAUUUGAGCCGACAAAAGCUCUCAAUCCUAAACCGACAGAGAAUUCUAGAAAGAGCAUUCAGCCAAAAACAUCGCAAAGCGCGACUAAACCUAACCCAAACCGACAAUCUGUUUUCGAGAGGCUGUACCAACCGAAAAUGGUUGCAAAAAAACAAAUCACUGACUCGGAAAAACUGCAAAACGACCCUAGUUUUCUUAAGAAAGUUAUCAAAAACACUGGACUGAUUUUGAGUAAACGCCACACAGUCUUCGAGCAUACAAAGGAGCGCUCACAACCACCGGUGCGCCGGUCGAUAUCGGCUGUACAUUUUAGAAGAAUAAGCAAGAAUGAACUAAGCAAUUGCUUCCAUAAAUGGUCUUCAAUUGGUGACAAAUUAGACCAAGUCCAUCUUUCUGAUAUCAACGAAGACGCAGCUGUGAAGGGUGACAAGAUCGUUUCCGCUGUCAAAAGCGAACGUAAGAAAGUUAAGUUCCACACUCCAACUCCUAACUUCAACACUCCUAAGCCGGAAGAGCUGCAGGCUAGGCUGAAGAAUUGGCUCCAAAAGCGCGGGAAGUCACUAGACUCCUACCAUCACUUGCAAUGUUUUGGUCUGCACCAUCUACAGCAUGAAAUUAAGCCGUUGAACCUUGAAGCUGAACCGUUUGAUUUCAACGACAACGAUGAAGACAAGGAAAACCAGCCGUUAGAGUCAGAUAGUGACAAUGAUUCGUAUGAAGAAAAUAUGAAUGUUAAAGAGGAUGAGAUGGCUAAACACAAAUGGCGUAGAGCUAGUAUUGUGUCAGAUAGUGUGGAUUUCAACGAGACACAAGAUUCAAUGAGGACUCCGUUAGAAAUGCAUCAUGUUGAUGAAUUGCUCUUGGGGGCUCUCAACGACUUGACUGAGCUGCUUCGUGAGGGCUUCGACUGGGAGCAAUGCGCUCGCUGGCUGCGCGCCAUCAGGGACCGGUUUCCCUCCGCCCCUGCCACCGCCGCGUACUGGGAGUGCCGCGCCGCGCUGGAGGAGCGCCGCGGGGACCUCUCGGCCUCCGUGCACUGCUGGCAAGAAGCUGUCGCUAAGGGGACCGAGCGCUCAGUAGUGGAAGCGAAUCUGGACCAGCUUCUGGGCAAGUUCAUGCAGCUGAAGAUCAGUCCCAACACUGGGAAGAAGAAGCUGCCCGACCCCAAGAUGGUGGACGUGAAGAAUGUCUUCAAGAGCACCCUCAUCAGAUUCGCCGUUCAACAGGCUAACUUACGUCACACCCAGGAGCCUCCGAAGUACACAGUGACCCCAGUGAGGCGCAGCGGCCGGCUAAGCGCCCAUUGGAGCGCCAAGAGGACCCCCUUACAAGUGGUGUCGACUGUUCGACAGGCGGGGUUACUAGGACACCCCCUUGUGUUUGUACCCAAUGAUAAACUUAGCGAGACCCCUUAGUAAAAAAAACACAAACGUAACAAGCCUAAAACAAAGUAACAUCCAUCGUAAUAUGAACUAAGUACCCACACCAGCGAGCUUUUUUU
Pectinophora gossypiella (pink bollworm) is the source of this 2493-nucleotide messenger RNA. RefSeq lists its product as uncharacterized. The record is from RefSeq and is a predicted model, not a curated record. The transcript is spliced from 6 exons. NCBI's taxonomy places the organism in Eukaryota, Metazoa, Arthropoda, Insecta, Lepidoptera, Gelechiidae. Bases 224 to 2407 code for a protein of 727 amino acids.